GCCUUUAAGUGAUGGAUAUUCGAAAUGGUGUUUAGUUGUGCUCUACCACCGUCUUUCAAAGUUCUGCUAAUUCUCUAUUGAAACGCAAUUUUUUUUGACCAACGAUAAGAUUCCAUAUCUACUAAUUUUGGAUAUAUCGCGUUGUAUUUCGCAGCAGCGUUCUUGACGUGCAAAUGUAGGAUUUGGUAUCUACUGGUCAAACGUGACUACUUACCGGAUUGAGCACCAUCUCGCGCAGAUUUUCGUGAACUCAAAUUCCCAAUAUAAUUUUCACUUACUUCCAAUCACAGCUUGUAAUGAUAUGUGUUCGUGAAAACAUUAAGGCGCAACUAAAUGAAAUCGUAUUUCUCGAAAACCUGUAUGGCUUCGUUAAGCUAUCACCUCACAGUGUGUGUGAGGAAUUUCAAGCCUUCGUUAAUGGCGAACUAGACGAUGUCCAUAAUCAACUGACGUGCGUGAUUCUCGCUAAAGAUAAAAGCCCUCCUGUUGAGGUCGAAGUUACCCUACCUCACACUUAUCCGAACUCCGAGCUGCGGCUUAGAGCAUCAGUUCGUAGUAUUAACUCUCGAGUUAAUAAUAGGGAUCUUCAAGAGUUUGUUAAUUUAAUAUGCGAGCAACACGAACCAGGAACCUACUGCAUAUCAUUCAUCAUCGACUACGUCAAUACAAAGUGCGCUGAAAAUCCGGAUGGUGACUUGCCUGAUCAGGGUCCUACUUUCAGUGCUCAAAAUUCUAGAGACACGCCUGUUGAAUCGUAUCGUGUGUGGUUACUUUCGCAUCACAUAUAUGACAAGGUCAAGAGGCGAAAACUAGUUGAACUGAGUCUAGAAAGAUCACUUGGUGGUUUUUGCCUGCCUGGAAAGCCGGGCGUAAUUUGCCUUGAAGGCGAUCCGAACGAGUGCGCUCAAGCGAUAGCAAUCAUAAAAAGCUGGAAAUGGCGGAAAAUCGGAGUUAAGUUUGAAGAAAAAUGUGGCAAACAUUUUCGAUUUAAUGGUUGCUGUUAAUCAAAGGCAUUUACAUGCCAGUCUCGGCUAAGUCGAUCCAACAGAAGAAACCUUCGUUAUAGUGACGUGCCCUCAACAUCAAGCAUGCUGAGUGACGCUUACUUAAUCGCGUAUGCCCAGGACCUGGUCUUGCUCAUGGAAGCUCGUACGCAGGAUUCAUUGGAGCUAACAGCAAAUGCUGCCCUCGCCGAAAUAGACAGCUAGGUGUUUUCAAGGAGUUAACGUGCAACAAAGCUAAUCAAGGUGCUGGAAAAAGGCUGCACAUGGACCUGGGAGUGUUUUUGAACUACCUUGAAGCUCGAGAUCUGAAAUUUGCGUUUUAUGAACUCUUCGGAAUACAAUAAAAACAAGCGGACCGCAAGCGUUAUAGGUGAGAUACAUUCUGGUUGUUGGUUUGGUGGACGAGGUGAGUGCUCGUGUGAAACAAUGCGGCAAUUCUUGCUUGGGUUGGGUUGUCGCCUGGGGACGUUUAGUGACCGAAUGUUUGGACAGCAUCUGCUGCUGACAAAUGUGGCCGUUUCAACGGCGAUGGCCUUGGCGGGCGACGGAGUGCAGCAGUACUAUGAAGUAGCCUGCAGUUUUCAAGACAAGCUGCACAUCAAGCGGACUAUGCACAUGGGGGCUGCUGGUUUCACAACCGGCAUCGUAACCCACUACUGGUACAACUUCUUAGAUCGCUGGUGGCAAAGUAGAGCGGCAAAAGUUGUGCUCAAGAAGGUUCUUUACGAUCAGAUUCUCUUUUCGCCUAUAUGUCUCACCAUAUAUUUUGGAACACUCGCCAUCCUUGACGGAUCCAACUACGAUAAAUUUAAACAUGAACUCACAGAUAAAGGCAGUACCGUAUAUACAGUCGAGUGGUUGAUAUGGCCACUUGCGCAAACGUUUAACUUUUACUACCUACCAUUGCGUUAUCGGGUGGUGUUCGACACUGUUAUUUCAUUUGGAUUUGACGUCUUCACUCCGUAUAUCAUAUAUCGCGACCAGCGUAAAUUUAGUAGACAAAUAGUCUACAAGAACGUCUCUGAGACAGGUAUUCAAAAAGAACCAUCCAAAAUUAGCCAGCAAUGCUAAAUUAGUUCUUCCCAAUCAGGUUGAGGCACUGUCAAACAGACCUAUUCCCGGCAAGAAUAUAUGAAAACAAAAGCCGCAUAUUUUAAUUUUACAUGUUCAAAAAGACUGAAUAAAAGAAAAUAAAAUUGA
This is a messenger RNA of Varroa destructor (honeybee mite), 2204 nucleotides long. Its product is annotated as mpv17-like protein 2. Gene Ontology annotation, biological process: mitochondrial ribosome assembly. Lineage: Eukaryota; Metazoa; Arthropoda; Arachnida; Mesostigmata; Varroidae. Gene Ontology annotation, cellular component: cytoplasm; membrane; mitochondrion. The record is from RefSeq and is a predicted model, not a curated record. Gene Ontology annotation, molecular function: protein binding.